AUGGAAGCUCAAAAGCAUAGCAUCGUAAGUGAACUGAAGGCUCGUAUGACACAGAGAAUCAGUGAGUUUGAAGCGGAACUAAAUAACAUAAAAAUAUCAGUGAAACACGUUGAGGACAGAGUACAGAGAGCCGAAGAGAAAUGUGCAAAAGUGCAGCAAUUACGCCAUCAAGUUGAACAGCUAAGCGAGCAGAUAAAUGAUUGCCAAAAUGCACUAGUGUCGACAGAUCUGGUUAUCAGAGGCAUUCCUGUGACAGCUGAUGAAAAUCAAGCCGACACGUUUAACCAACAUUGCCGCACAAUUCAGCAUAAUGCUCUACCCAUUAGGUCUAUUUUCCGUGUGCACAAUAAAAACAACACUGCGCCUGUCAUAGUGAAAUUAGGCUCAGCAAACGAUCGCUCUUUGCUUUUCGCUGCUGUUUCGCGUCGCUGCAAAUCAAAGAGAAGGCCCCUUUCUCUUCGCGAUAUUGGGCAUAGUGCAGAUGAGAAAAUUUACCUGCAUGAAUGUCUUACCAAGCAUAAUCGCGAAGUCAUGCAGUUUGGCAUUGAGCUUAAAAAGCAAAAACGGCUUUCAUCUGUUUUCUCUAUUCGUGGCCACGUAUAUGUUCGAGUUCGAGCGCAGAGCAAUGCAGUGAGAGUCUCCAGCAUCGAGAAUUUAAGUUCAAUUGCAGCAAACAACAAAUAAAAUUUUUGAACUACAUACAUACAUAUGUUUUUACACACAUUGCCACUAUCUAAUUAUUGUUAUUUUCUGUACCUUAUAAUCUAUUCUCUCCACCCUAUUUCUCUUAAAACAUGUGACAUUAUAAUGCUACUUAUU
This is a messenger RNA of Rhagoletis zephyria (snowberry fruit fly), 819 nucleotides long. RefSeq lists its product as uncharacterized. The record is from RefSeq and is a predicted model, not a curated record. Lineage: Eukaryota; Metazoa; Arthropoda; Insecta; Diptera; Tephritidae.